AUUUCAAGCAAAGUGCGAAGCGGGGGCUGACGUUGUUGAUCCGCCGGUUCUCUCAACCAAUCAAUUUUAAUAACCGACAAAAGAUUUUGUAAUGCUACGUCGGGUGGUUCGGAUUUUGGGAUAAUCAAUGGAUUCUGCAUCUUGUUCCAUAGACUCUGUGCACCAUCCAUACCACUCCCUCUCUUCGACUGGCUGCUUUUCUACCCCGCACUUGUUGCAAUGGAAAAAGCCUACGAGGCAUCAAGAUCCCAACUGCCAAAAAAUACCGAGUUCUAUCUCUCGGAGACACCUGCAGAGAAGGACAGACGUAUUCGCGAACUGUUUGAUACCCUCGACCGCAAGAAAAAUGGCUUACUCGACAGCGAAGCUAUCCAGAAAGGAUUUACUGCCAUGACGCAUGUACCAGCUCGAAUGAAAUAUGUCAAUGAGCUUUUGGCUUGUUGUGAUACGAGUAACGACGGUUACGUUGAUUACCACGAAUUUAAAGCCUACGUCAACGAGAAAGAGCGAGAGCUAUGGGAAUUAUUCAAGCAAAUCGAUCGCAAUGGCGAUGGAAGACUGGUUUCAAGUGAUUUGGAAAGAGCGCUUCAAGGUGCAGGCAUAACGUUAUCCAAAGAAGAAUGUCAUGAUUUCGUUCAAGCCAUGGAUCUCGACGGCAAUGGUUUUAUCGAUUUUUGUGAAUUUAAGAAUUUCCUGCUCCUAUUACCGGAAACAAACAUCCGAGAUAUUUAUAGAUACUAUCAAGCAUCAACGCAACUAACGCAAGAUGCCGAUGUUAUUAUACCUCCGACCGAUGAGACAGCGCAUAACGCAUUGAGAUAUCUGCUGGCAGGUGGCAUUGCAGGUGCUGUAUCGCGAUCCUGCACAGCGCCGUUUGAUCGACUCAAGGUAUAUCUGAUAACGCAAAGCACCGAACACAAAUCUCUGUCUUUGCGGGAUGCGGUCACUACGAUCUACAAAAAAGGAGGUUGGCGAGGCUUUUUUGUGGGCAAUGGCUUGAACGUACUGAAGAUCAUUCCGGAAUCGGCAAUCAAGUUUUACUCGUACGAAACCGCCAAAGGUCUAUUUGCGCAAGCACUGAAAUGCGAGGACAAGGAUUCGAUUCCGACCGGUGCACGCUUUUUAUCCGGUGGCAUUGCUGGUCUUUGUGCGCAAUUUACGAUUUACCCUGUGGAAACGCUAAAAACCAGAAUCAUGUCCCAGCAAGCCAUCAAUGGGUCAAAAGCCGAUGGCGGGAAGUCGGGGCUGCCAAAAACACAAGCAGUAUCGCGGUCCCUUAUCUUCAAUACGGCGAAAACAAUGUAUACUCGUAAUGGGAUUCGCGCGUUUUGGCCAGGAUUGACACUGGGUCUGAUCGGCGUAUUCCCUUAUCAAGCGAUGGAUCUCGGCAUUUACGAGAGUUUAAAAAUGGGAUACCUGCAUUAUACAGAAAAAGAUCACCAUGACGGUAAGAAACGUCAACCGAGUGUCUUAGUACUGUGGGCUUGUGGUAUGGUAAGCGGGUCCAUUGGUGCGACAAGUGUAUAUCCGUUGAAUGUGAUCCGCACAAGGCUGCAAGCGCAAGGUACUGAAGCGCAUCCUCGAUUUUACAAGUCACCGUGGGAUGCUGUUCAGUUGACUUAUAAAGCUGAUGGACUUCGUGGAUUUUAUAAAGGAUUGGGACCGACUUUACUCAAGGUCGUUCCCGCGGUCAGUAUCAGCUAUGUCACUUAUGAAUGGAGUAAGCGUGAGCUUGGUAUCUCAUAACUAGACGGGAAAAAACAAAACAUUUGUAUCAUCUUUAUUGUGUAUUUUUUGGCGAGGCUCCUUUUAGACGAAAGUAUAUUCUUCUGCCUCGAAUGAAUUGACUGUAGAUAUGUAAAACAAGGUUACAGGCGAAAAAGAGAACGGAACUGUGCAACGGGCGUGAAUAAAACCGUAACAUAGCAACGAACCAGCUUUUCGACAAAAAAUACAGCAUAGCAUUUAGGAUCGGUUCCUAUAGUAAUCGAACAAGACUUACUAGUU
Radiomyces spectabilis is the source of this 2007-nucleotide messenger RNA. RefSeq names its product mitochondrial carrier domain-containing protein. The record is from RefSeq and is a predicted model, not a curated record. Bases 220 to 1746 code for a protein of 508 amino acids. NCBI's taxonomy places the organism in Eukaryota, Fungi, Mucoromycota, Mucoromycetes, Mucorales, Radiomycetaceae. The transcript is spliced from 7 exons. Gene Ontology annotation, biological process: transmembrane transport. Gene Ontology annotation, molecular function: ATP transmembrane transporter activity; calcium ion binding.